Molecule: messenger RNA, 1431 nt
Organism: Magnolia sinica
Lineage: Eukaryota; Viridiplantae; Streptophyta; Magnoliopsida; Magnoliales; Magnoliaceae
Product: 3-ketoacyl-CoA synthase 12-like
Exons: 1
Coding region: 4-1341 (445 amino acids)
Biological process (GO): fatty acid biosynthetic process
Cellular component (GO): membrane
Molecular function (GO): acyltransferase activity, transferring groups other than amino-acyl groups
Source: RefSeq, a predicted model, not a curated record
CUCAUGGAGCUCUCCAUGCUUCUCAGUGCGAUUCUUCUUCUUUACUCAUUCCUUCUCCUUUGGAAGUUGUAUGAACAAUGGAGGAACCAAAACUGCUACAUUCUCGAUUACGUGUGCUUCAAACCAUCAGAUGAUCGGAAGCUUGACACCGAGAUCUGCGGUGACAUCGUCCUAGGAAACAAGAACUUGAGUGAGAAAGAGCACAAGUUCAUCCUCAAGGUCAUAGUUGGGUCCGGAAUUGGUGAGGAGACCUACGGCCCAAGAAACAUCAUCUCUGGAAGAGGAGAAGAAGCUCCAUUGCUUGCUGAUGGAAUCUCGGAGAUGGAUGAGUGUUUUAAUGCUACCCUUGAUGAGCUGUUUGUGAAAUCUGGGAUAUCUCCAGCGGAUAUCAAAGUGCUCAUUGUGAAUGUCUCCAUGAUCUCUCCAGCCCCUUCUCUUAGUGCAAGGAUAAUCAACCGUUACAAAAUGAGGAAGGACAUCAAGGUCUACAACCUAUCUGGAAUGGGAUGCAGCGCAAGUUUGAUAUCGAUAGAUAUCGUGCGAAACAUCUUCAAAUCACAUCCGAAAAUGUUGGCUGUGGUGGUCACAUCAGAGUCCAUCGGCCCCAACUGGUAUUCAGGCAAUGACAAGUCCAUGAUCCUUGCUAAUUGUCUCUUCCGGUCUGGGGGAUGCUCCAUUCUCUUAACAAACAACCCCGAUCUUAAACACCGAGCAAAGUUCCGCUUGAGGUGCCUGAUCAGGACCCACCUAGGAUCAAAUGAUGAUGCAUAUGGAUGUGCCAUGCAAAUGGAGGAUGAGGCGGACCGUCUUGGGUUUCGCCUUGGCAAAGGCCUACCUAAGGCAGCCACAAAAGCAUUCUUUGAGAACCUUAAAGAACUGGCUCCUAAGGUUUUACCUCUAAGGGAGUUACUACGUUACGUUGCCUCUGGCCUUCUAAGCAAGAAAGGUGGUGCAACAGCCCCAGUGAAUUUCAAGGCGGGCAUCGAUCAUUUCUGCCUUCACACAGGUGGGUCAGCAGUCAUUGAAGGGGUGGGGAGGAGUCUGAUGCUGAGUCAGAAUGAUCUGGAGCCAGCUAGUAUGACACUUCAUCGAUUCGGUAACACAUCAGCAAGUAGUCUUUGGUAUGUGUUGGGGUACAUGGAAGCUAAGGAGAGGCUUAAGAUGGGGAAUAGGGUUUUGAUGAUUAGCUUUGGGGCUGGUUUCAAGUGCAACAGCUGCUUGUGGGAGGUGGUGAAGGAUUUGGAUGACCGGAAUGUCUGGGAAGCUUGCAUUGAUGGGUACCCUCCCCAGAAACUAGCCAAUCCUUACAUGGAGAAGUACGGCUGGAUCAACGACCAGUAAUGCUACAAAGACGUUGACCAUCAACCCAUGUGCAUUUUAUCUCUUUCUGCUUUAAGUCCAUGUUGUGUAUGUAUUGGUCUUGACUUUGGU